Molecule: messenger RNA, 1020 nt
Organism: Symbiodinium necroappetens
Lineage: Eukaryota; Dinophyceae; Suessiales; Symbiodiniaceae
Source: the annotation of a GenBank genome assembly
AUGCAUUGCUGGGCACGCAUUGUGCUCAUGCUGUGUAUCGAUUACGUCACUGCGGAUUUUGCCAAGACUUCGAUGGAAGCGUUUGGCCGUGCAGGCAGCAUUUCGCCGGACUCCGAACUCUCGGAUGCAUCUGGUGAAGCUAACGAGUCGGCAUCACCGAACGUCUCAACCUCAACCACCAGAACGACCACCAGUACUGUACCCUCAACCUCCACAACCUCCGCAACCUCCACCACUUCCACAUCCACACUCUGGCAGGCCACGACCACGUCAACUUCCUCCAGCACCACAUCAGCCACGUGGCAGGUUACGGAUACAUCCACGACGAACACCACAGCGACAAGCACACGUACUCGAACAGUCAGCAGCACAUCGACAUACUCAACAAGCACAACCUUGGACAGGAACACGACGUCGACUUAUACCACAAACACCUCCACGACCUCUAGAACGACUUCAACGGCCACACUGUCAACCCUCAGCACAACGACGACAACGACAACGGUCCAUAUCGUCACGCUCACCGGCGUGAUCCUGACCCAAGUGUCAUCUCCAUCUCGGUUUCUGUCCGAUGCGCAGGUGCCACUGGCACUGGCACGGGCAAUGGCCACUCUAACUCAGGUCCCCGCAAGCUCCACGCACGUCGUGCUGAACGUGGUGGAUGCCAGGCAGCUACAAGCCGACAGCGGUGCGGUUGAAAUUGUCUCUGCCACGACACUGCAAGGCCCGAGUGCCACCGAGCGCGCCGAGGUUGCCAAGCAACUCUUGAUACACGCUACGCCUGCAGAGAUUGCAGAGCUCAUGAGCUCUGAGGUAAAUGGCUUGCAGAUGGUGCCAUACUCCCUGGAAGUGCUGGAGGUUGCUCCGCCCACUAUCACGGGCCGCGCCGUGCAGGUUUCCGACCAUCGAAGCAGUGGAGGCGAAGGAAUCGUCUUUGACACCCAGGACAUGGCUGCAGGGGCGGCUCUAAGCCCCGAAUGGCCAUCUGUGAUUCUGAUUGCUGCAGUGAUCGUCUUCUGA